Molecule: messenger RNA, 786 nt
Organism: Penicillium egyptiacum
Lineage: Eukaryota; Fungi; Ascomycota; Eurotiomycetes; Eurotiales; Aspergillaceae
Source: the annotation of a GenBank genome assembly
AUGUCUCGUCGCGGGGUUGGCCUCGGGGCCUUUGCAAACCGAACUCAGGCGACGCAAUCUUAUGCUACCCAUGGCGCCAAUCUCCGCUCUACCCAUACUGCCUCCCUGCAGACCCAGUUGUCGGUUUUCCAGUCGUUGCUCCAUACAUUUGCACUAGAACAUAGCUCCACAAUAAAGUCCAACCCGACAUUCCGAGCAGAGUUUGCGCGCAUGUGCAACACCAUUGGAGUUGAUCCCCUUGCCGCAAGCAACGUCAAGGGCAAGAAUGGCCGUCGCGGACUGGGAGAGGGGGGCAGCUUCUGGACCCAGAUUAUGGGAGGAGAUAUGAAUGACUUUUACUUUGAAGUUGCAGUUAGGGUUGUGGAGUUAUGCAGAGAGACCAGGAGCGAAAAUGGUGGGCUGAUUGGUGUUGAGGAGUGUCGGAAGCGAGUGGGGAAGGGCAAGGCGAUCGGGAGUGGGCUCGAAGUCUCAGAUGACGACAUCCUACGAGCAGUUCGGUCUCUCGAGCCCCUUGGCUCCGGGUUCUCCAUCGUCAAGGUCGGCAGCAAGCAGUACAUUCGGUCCAUCCCCAAAGAACUCAACACCGACCAGGCAACAGUCUUGGAAGCGAUCCAGGUGCUGGGCUUUGUGAGCAUUUCAAUGCUGCGGUUGAACCUCAAAUGGGAAAAAGCUCGAGCACAAACUGUAAUCGAUGACCUGGUUGCUGAUGGUCUAGUGUGGUUGGAUGCCCAGGGCCCUGAGAAAGAGUACUGGUCACCGCAGAAUCUUCUGGAGGACAGUGGAUGA